Lepisosteus oculatus (spotted gar) is the source of this 1207-nucleotide messenger RNA. RefSeq names its product isopentenyl-diphosphate delta isomerase 1 (gene idi1). NCBI's taxonomy places the organism in Eukaryota, Metazoa, Chordata, Actinopteri, Semionotiformes, Lepisosteidae. Gene Ontology annotation, biological process: isopentenyl diphosphate biosynthetic process; isoprenoid biosynthetic process. Gene Ontology annotation, molecular function: isopentenyl-diphosphate delta-isomerase activity. Gene Ontology annotation, cellular component: cytoplasm. The record is from RefSeq and is a predicted model, not a curated record.
UGAAGUGGACCGACCGAAGCUACUGUAUCCACUUCCGAUAUUCAGCCCACCGCGUUAGCUAUAACUUGCGUUUCUCCGGUUCCUUUCUAGAACAGUGCCGCGCAUUAGUCAACGGGUCUGUUUUAAUUUCCUCUGCCGAGCCAAAACGGCCCAAACCGUGCGCGGCCCGACCCGACGCGCAGGCGAGUGUGGUCUGAUGGCGUGUUGGGGGGCUCGUUCUGCGUGAUUGGUGAUCUCUCCGGGUCUGGCGAUGCGACGCUGCCUGUGGGCGGCGCUGAGGAUGGUGCCCUGCGAGGGUCCUGCUGCCGCGAAGCCGAUCGGCACGCUGCGGGUCCGGGAAAGCGGAGGAGCAGCGGGCGUGUUCGGUGGGCUGCCAGCUGUUGCCGUUAAUUCCUUCUCGAGAGGUUUUGGAGGAUUGGGAAUGCCGGAAAUUAGCACAGAUAACCUGGACGAGAAGCAGGUACAGCUUCUGUCCGAGAUGUGCAUCCUUAUUGAUGAAAACGACCGGAAGAUUGGAGCGGAUACCAAGAAAAACUGCCACCUCAACUCUAAUAUUGAUAAAGGUCUUCUUCACAGAGCAUUCAGUGUGUUCCUGUUCAACAGUGAGGAAAAGCUUCUGCUGCAGCAAAGAUCUGAUGCAAAGAUCACUUUUCCAGGCUGUUUCACAAACACGUGCUGCAGUCACCCUCUUCAUACGCCUCGGGAACUGGAAGAGCAAGAUGCUAUUGGAGUCAGGCAGGCAGCACAGCGGAGGCUACAAGCUGAACUAGGAAUCCCCAUUGAGCAGGUACCACCUGAAGAAAUGACCUAUCUGACCAGGAUCCAUUACAAGGCCCAGUCUGACGGAAUCUGGGGAGAGCAUGAGAUCGACUAUAUUUUGUUUAUGCAGAAGGAUGUGGACCUCAGCCCUGAUCCCAAUGAAAUCAAAAGUCACUGCUAUGUAACUAAGGAGGAGUUGAGAGAUAUGCUGAAGAAGGCAAAGAACAGCAAGCUGAAGAUCACCCCCUGGUUCAGUCUUAUUGCAGAGACAUUUCUGUUUGAGUGGUGGGACAACUUACACAAAUUAAAGCAGUUCAUGGAUCAUGACAAAAUUCAUAGGUUGUAAAAUGAAAGAGCACCAGUGUUUCUAAUUGUACAGAACCUGCCUUUGCACAUAUGACUUUUUGUAGAAGUAGAGCACAGAAAAUAAAAGUUCUAGAAAAAUGCA